CGUAUAUUGGAGAAGACAAUGUCUGGAAGCUUCUACUUUGUAAUCGUUGGCCACCAUGAUAAUCCCGUCUUUGAAAUGGAAUUUCUGCCCGCUGGAAAAGCAGAAUCCAAAGACGACCACCGUCAUCUGAACCAGUUCAUUGCUCACGCUGCUCUCGACCUCGUAGAUGAAAACAUGUGGCUGUCUAACAACAUGUACCUGAAAACUGUGGACAAAUUCAACGAGUGGUUUGUCUCGGCGUUUGUUACGGCUGGUCAUAUGAGAUUCAUCAUGCUUCACGACAUACGCCAAGAGGAUGGAAUAAAGAACUUCUUCACCGAUGUCUACGAUUUGUACAUAAAGUUUGCAAUGAAUCCAUUUUAUGAACCCAAUUCGCCUAUCCGAUCAAGCGCAUUUGACAGAAAAGUCCAGUUUCUUGGGAAGAAACACCUCUUAAGCUGAAUGUGGAACAAUCC
Messenger RNA from Chrysochloris asiatica (Cape golden mole), 455 nucleotides. It is a transcript of the gene TRAPPC2, whose product is annotated as trafficking protein particle complex 2. Gene Ontology annotation, cellular component: TRAPP complex; cytoplasm; nucleus. Lineage: Eukaryota; Metazoa; Chordata; Mammalia; Afrosoricida; Chrysochloridae. Bases 19 to 441 code for a protein of 140 amino acids. The record is from RefSeq and is a predicted model, not a curated record. Gene Ontology annotation, biological process: endoplasmic reticulum to Golgi vesicle-mediated transport. The transcript is spliced from 4 exons.